Fusarium graminearum PH-1 is the source of this 1935-nucleotide messenger RNA. RefSeq lists its product as uncharacterized. Lineage: Eukaryota; Fungi; Ascomycota; Sordariomycetes; Hypocreales; Nectriaceae. The transcript has 4 exons. The coding region runs from base 1 to 1935 and encodes 644 amino acids. The record is from RefSeq and is a predicted model, not a curated record.
AUGUCUACUUCAGGAGCAAGCUCUGCUCUUCCUAUCGAGGGAUCGACAGAUGGCCGUGCCGCCGUGGUAUCACAGGAUUGGAAUUCUGUUGGUAGCGCUCUUCCCCCAAACCUUCCUACUCUCAGUGUCCGCAGGGGUUGGGUGCCCCUCGCCAUAUUGCAGAGGGGCGAACCUCGCAGCCUUCAGCUACCAAUCGAAGUUCCUGCCAACGACCAACCAUUCCAGUCGACUACGUCUCAGAACAACGAGGGUCAACCCGCCGGUACCGUGCUCCAGGAGACUCUGCGAGAGCUUUGGAGAAUGAUCCCUGCCGAACGUGAUACCAUUACUCAGGUCAUCAGUGGCCUGCCCGAACAAAGCAGAGCUGUUUUUUUCCAUCGUCACGCCGAGCGUUACGCCGACGUUGUUCACGAAUGUAUGGUACCGCAAGCCCGCGCAAUCAUGGCCAAUGGUAACUUCAAUGUCGAGCAACUUCGCACUCUGCCUACCAUCACGCCCAACUGGCCCAAAUUUGCUGGCGUUUACCUCAUCAUCUAUGGCGACUUUGGUGGUCGCAAGUGUGACAAUACAAUCUACCACAUCGUAAUCUACGUCGGGCAGACCAUCGGAUUUCAGCAGCGUCAAGAUGCCCAUCAGCGACACCGGGCUAACGGUGAUAGAUCAACCCACUACACUCUGGCCGCGAAUGCAAACCAGGUUCGCAUGGUUCCUCUCAUUAUCCAGAACACGCAAAAUGUCCCCGAAGCAUUUCUUGACAUUGCGGAGUUUUCCAUGGUUGCCCUUUUGGGGAGCUGGUAUGCAGCUCUUCAUAACCCUCUUCAACCAAACGCUUUCGGAGCGUACUCGAUGGACCACGAGGCGUGUAUGAUGUUUUCACGUCUCAUGAUGGUCGUUUCGAACAGAACUGGCUGGAGACGGGGUCCUACUUACGGCUUAAACUGGAACACGCCGAUUGUUCGACACCCGAACUUCGACAUGAAAUGGACUUCUUGGUAUGAAGAAUCCGUGGAUUGCUUUGUGUACCGUACCCGCAGGACCAUUGUGAAGAAGCCUGGACAGGUCAUGGUCCAUUGGCAUGCCAGCACGCAGGUACAGAUUCCCAAAGAGGUGGCUGAUGAUGCAGGAUUUGAGAAUGGUCAAUCCGUGCAUCUCGUGGUUGAGGUGCGCAAACGCAAUGGCGAGUAUCUCACCCACGCAAUGCGCUAUGUGAGAUUUCCCCCCAUGGUAGGUCGGAACCCGGAGCUCGAAAAACUCAGAUCCCUUGCUGUCAAGAUCCAGUGGUUGCCCAAAGGCACUACUGUAUGGAAGCAGUAUUACAUUGAGAGGUCUCGCCUUUGGCAGCCUAUCAGCAACACCAACGACGUUCUCAACAUUUAUCGCACUGGGCUCAUGUUGCUUAACGACGUCGAAAAAGUGACAUAUACUGGAGGUCCUGCAUGGCUAGCCCCCCUUGCACCCACAGGCAUCCAGUUCUUACGUUACAACCACCUCAAGCAAAAGUUGGUCGUCGAGACGGUCCAGACUACUGUUGUCCCUUGGCCGCAGGACAACACCAUACAGCAGAAUACCUUGAGACUUCAGCAUUUGUUCCCACCCGCUUCGUCUCCUGACACUGUCAUUGGAGCACAGCCUGCUUAUGGGUUCUUCCCACGACUUCGAAAGUCCUGUGACCUUUGUCUUUCACAGCGGACUACUACUGCAUGCACCUAUGAUCCUAGCGACCAUUCAUGCAAGUGUUGCCGCGCGCUUCGCCGUCCUUGUACUUGGUCCCGUAGUGGUUUGGAGAUCACUGACUUGUUUGUCCACAACCAACCUCUCGAAGAGCUUGGUAUUGCGGUGAACAUCUCUCGAGACGAGCUCUCACAGAUCAAGAACUGCGAUGUAGAUCCAAUUGAACUGGACAUCGAAGGAGAGGAUCACUCUCUGGAUGGUUAA